GUGUGAUCUAGGUGGGCUCAGCCCUGGUACCCUCAGCCUAGGCAGGUGCAGACCCCUAGGACGGCCGCUGCGCGGAGUGGCUCCGCCCCGAACUGUCACGGACAGCGCAGGCAGGCGCAGGGUGCAUCCCAGAGGCUGACGUAGUUGAAGACAUCUGCGGAGCCCAAACUCGGCCCCGGCCCGCCAGUGACCACGGCCCUCAGGGAGCCACCCCCGGCCCCGCCCCAGGCGUCCCCGCGCCACCGUUUGGCGACACUGCGGCAGGCAGCGGGCGCGUUGCCAUGGCGGCCGGGCGCGCGUAGCUGGCGGUGCCCAGCUCAGCCCGGCAGGCUCAGAGGCGGCAGCCAGCUUGGACGGGGAUCUGCCCGGGAAAGGACCCGCCAGAGAGGGGAUCUGACCCAGAGAAAACCUGCUGGGGAGGGGAUCCCAGACCGGAGAUCUGUCCAGGGCCAGAGUUCCAACCUGCGCGCAGGCCCUGCUGAGCGCCAAGAUGCAGGCCAUGGACCCAGCCUCCCGGGGCUUCUACGAGGAAGAUGGCAAGGACUUGGACUUCUACGACUUCGAGCCGCUCCCCACCCUGCCGGAGGAUGAGGAAAACGUGUCUCUGGCUGACAUCCUCUCCCUGCGGGACCGAGGCCUCAGUGAGCAGGAGGCCUGGGCUGUGUGCCUAGAGUGCAGCCUGUCCAUGCGGAGUGUCGCCCACGCAGCUAUCUUCCAGACCCUGUGCAUCACGCCAGACACCUUGGCCUUCAACACCAGUGGGAACGUGUGCUUCAUGGAACAGCUCAGUGAUGACCCCGAGGGUGCCUUUGUACCCCCAGAGUUUGACCUGACAGGAAACACCUUUGAGGCUCACAUCUACUCCCUGGGGGCCACACUGAAGGCUGCCCUGGAGUAUGUCCCAGAACCAGAGCUGGAGCCCAAGCUGAGCACAGACCUGGAGGGACUGCUGAGCCAGAUGCAGGCAGAAGACCCCAGAGAGCGGCCGGAUCUGGCGAGCAUCAUAGCACUGUGUGAGGAGAAGAUGCAGCCUGUGUCCUCAUGCCGCCUGUGCCGCAGUCUCUCAGCCAUUGGAAGAAGGGUGCUCUCCAUUGAGUCCUUCGGAGCAUUCCAGGAGCUCAGCGAGAACACAUGGAGGGGAAGGCCUGCUCCAAGAAAUGUGGGGCCCAAGAAGAUGCCAGGAGACCUCAGCACUGACCCAGAGGCACUGUUCCCAUCAAAGGGCCUACUCCAGCCUCCUGCUUCCAGGGAUGCUGAGCAGGAGGCUGGGCAGAGGCCCAGAGCCCCAUCCCCCAAACCACUGCUGUCAGCCUCCAUGAGAAACGGUGAGAACCCAGGACAGGAAGGACUGGCUGACCUUGUCCUGGAUGCCAGGUGCCCCCUGGGCGAGCUGGACAGAGACAACCUCAGGCGAAGCCGGCUGAAAAAGGCUCAGACGUUUCCCAGGCUACUGCAGGAAAGCACAGAGACCAGCACCCUCUGCCUGUCACUGAACGGCUCGAGAAACCAGCUGGCCAUAUCGGAGUUCUUUCCGCCAGACCCCAGGAAGCUCUUCCUGGAAGGGAAAAAUGGCCUUUCUGGUUUCAAAACACAGUCCAAAAGCAGACUGUGGCCAGAGCAGGAGCCUGGAGUCCAGUUGGAUAAGACACCAGGUGCAGGCCGCAACCCACACAGGAGUCCAGGGGCCUCGGGGCAACUGGAGGCUUCAUCUCCUAGCCAGGGAUCUGUAGAGUACAAACCUUCACCCAGCCCCGUAGACGCUGGAGAUUCAGACCAUGAAGGCCACAUACCUAGGAGUGAAGAGAAGAUUCCAGAAGAAUCCAGACAACCAGGAAGUGCAGCCACUGAACAGAGCCUGUCCCUGAAGGACCUUCUGUCUAAGCUAGGCCGGCCCUUCAGGGAGUACGAGCUGUGGGCACUGUGCCUCUCCUGCCUUAGCACUCUGCAGACACACAAGGAGCACCCAGCUCACCUGUGCCUGGACAACGUGUUGGUGGCUGAGGACGGGACGGUGUUCUUCGGACCGCCCCCUGCCAAUGGCGCCUACAACUCACUCUUCUUGGCUCCCGAGGUGUCAGAAGAGAAGCUGGUGACAGAGAAGGCCUCUGUGUACUGUGUGGCUGCGGUUCUGUGGACAGCAGCCAAAUUCAGCGUACCCCGAGACCACAAACUGGCCCUGCCGCGUAGACUCAAGACACUCCUUCUGGACAUGGCCAGACGCCAUGCCUCAGAACGGCCAUCUGCAGCCGAGGCCAUCAAGGUGUGCAGCAGCUACCUCCUUCAGCGAGGCAUGGACAGCAGCAAGAUUCUAGCCCACCUGCGGGCAUCCACCUGCAAGGUUCACCCAGAGGAGGAGACCAUUGGCCUCCAGAACGCCUUCUCAGUGGUUGAACUGAAAUCCACCACGGCACCUGCUCCUGAGAGUAGUCCCGGCUUCCUGCAGGUCAGCAAUGAUAGCAAGCUGGUCGCUGUCCCAGGGCCUGUGCCUAGUCUGCCCCCCUGCUGCAAAGAAGCCUGUGAGCUGCCAGCAGCCUUCACCUCUGAGGCCACUCACUUUAAGCCCAUAGUCCUGGCUCAGGACGGGAGUGUUACCAGAGACCAGCUUGCCUUGCCCUCAGAGUCAAAUGAGAAACCCAAAGAGGGAAGUGGUCAUCUGGACAGGGAGGGAACAAGAAAGCAGGCAGCCCUGGAGCUUGUUGAGGCCACUGACCUAAAGAUGUCCAACCAGCUGCCACCUGGUCCAGAGCUGCAGGGAGCAACUCCAGACCCUGAUGGUGACUCAGGGUCCCCCAGCUCAGCCACGGAAUGCUCCUGCCCCCAUGGCCCUGCUCUGGUCACCCAGCAAAAAGGAACAUCAGGGACACCCAGCUCUCCUGCCUCUUCCCUGCCCCCUGAGCACAGGCCAGAUGGUGAGGGACCACUAGGUACCACUGUGCUCCCAGGGCCCACCUCAGCCAGCCAGGGCUCUCGACACCCAUGUAAGCCACCCAGGGGUAAGGCUGCAGCGAGUCCAAGCAGCCCUAGGGGCUCGGAUGGUCAUCCUGAGAAGCCUCGGCCAGCAGACCGCAAGCUCUGUCCAUCCAGUGUAGAUACCUCAUCCCCCCCUAAGAUGACAGCCUGCCCCUCGCUGCAGGAAGCCAUGCGCCUCAUCCAGGAGGAAUUUGCCUUUGAUGGCUACAUGGACAACGGGCUAGAGGCACUGAUCAUGGGGGAGUAUAUUUACGCCUUGAAAGACCUCACCUUCGCCACCUUCUGUGGUGCCAUAUCUGAGAAGUUCUGUGACCUGUACUGGGAUGAGCAGCUGCUAAAGAACCUCUUCAAGGUGGUCAAUGGGCCAGCCUCACCCUCUGAGAGCACUUCUGAGGAGCCUGGAUCCCAGCCAGAACACUCACCCAGCAGAUGCUCACUGUCCAGCAAAAGGCCUUCCCUGCACGGACUCGGCAAGGAGAAGCCAGCCGCGACCUGGGGCAGCGGGGGACCCUGCUCCCCCACAGCACUAUCAGAUAUAGACUCCGACACGCUCUCUCAGGGAAACUUUGAGGUUGGAUUUCGGUCUCAGAAGUCAAUAAAAGUCACACGAGAGCAGCAACCAGAGACCGAAGUGGAUGGGCAGCCAGGUCCAAGCCAGGACUCAACCAGCCAUGCCUCGGACACAGUGGCCCGGCUAGCUAGAUCUGAGGAUGGUGGUCCAGCUGGGUCCCCAGGGGCAGCCGAUUUCCAGAACUGCAGCCCUGGCUGGUCCAGUGCCUUCUAUGAGGCUGACUGCUUUGGAGCCGAUGUCUACAACUACGUGAAGGAUCUGGAGAGGCAGAAGGCCAACGGGCACACAGAACUGGAAGCCCAGAGUCCAGAGCUGGAGCAGCAGCUCAUGAUAGAGAAGAGAAACUACAGGAAGACCCUGAAGUUUUACCAGAAACUCUUACAGAAGGAAAAACGGAACAAAGGCUCUGAGGUCAGGACCAUGCUGUCUAAACUUCGAGGACAGCUGGAUGAAAUGAAGUCCAAGGUGCAGUUCCUGAGCCUGGUCAAGAAGUACCUCCAGGUCAUGUAUGCAGAACGCUGGGGGCUGGAGCCCUGUGCUCUGCCAGUGAUUGUGAACAUCGCCGCAGCCCCCUGUGACACACUGGAUUUCAGUCCCCUGGAUGAGUCUUCUUCCCUCAUCUUCUACAAUGUCAACAAGCACCCAGGCAGCGGCCGGCAGAAGAAGGCUCGCAUCCUACAGGCUGGUACACCACUGGGGCUCAUGGCCUACCUCUACUCCAGUGAUGCUUUCCUCGAGGGCUACGUGCAGCAGUUUCUCUACACUUUCCGGUACUUUUGCACACCGCACGACUUCCUGCACUUCCUCCUGGACCGCAUCAGCAGCACUCUAUCCAGGGCUCACCAGGAUCCUACCUCGACCUUUACCAAGAUCUACAGGCGAAGCCUCUGCGUCCUGCAGGCCUGGGUGGAAGACUGCUAUACCGUGGACUUCAUAAGGAACGCGGGGCUGCUGGGACAGCUGGAGGACUUCAUCUCUUCCAAGAUCCUACCUCUAGAUGGCACUGCCGAGCACCUGCUGGCUCUCUUAGAGGUGGGCACUGAGCGGCGGGCUGACAGUGCCUCUCGAGGUGCAGACCUGGAGGAUCCUAAGGAGGCAGAGGAGGACACCAAACCCUUUAAUGCCCUCUGCAAGAGGUUCUCAGAGGAUGGCAUCACCCGGAAGAGCUUCUCUUGGAGACUGCCUCGGGGCAACGGGCUAGUGCUGCCACAUCAUAAGGAGCGCCAGUACACCAUUGCAUCUGCCCUGCCUAAGCCCUGCUUCUUUGAAGACUUCUAUGGCCCCUAUGCCAAAGCCAGUGAGAAGGGUCCUUACUUCUUGACAGAGUACAGCACCAACCAGCUCUUCACUCAGCUAACACUACUGCAGCAGGAAUUGUUUCAAAAGUGCCACCCUGUCCACUUCCUAAAUUCACGAGCCCUGGGUGUCAUGGACAAAAGUGCAGCCAUUCCCAAAGCCAACUCUUCUGAGUCUCUUUCUGCCAAAACCUGCAGUCUCUUCCUACCCAAUUACGUCCAGGACAAAUAUCUGCUACAGCUUUUAAGAAACGCAGAUGAUGUCAGUACCUGGGUGGCUGCUGAAAUUGUGACCAGUCAUACCUCCAAGCUGCAGGUGAACUUGCUGUCCAAAUUCCUGCUGAUUGCAAAAUCUUGCUACGAACAGAGGAACUUUGCAACGGCCAUGCAAAUCCUGGGCGGGCUGGAGCACCUGGCUGUGAGGCAGUCCCCUGCUUGGAGAAUCCUGCCUGCGAAGAUUGCUGAGGUCAUGGAAGAGCUGAAAGCUGUGGAGGUAUUCCUGAAGAGUGAUAGCCUGUGUCUGAUGGAAGGACGGCGCUUCCGGGCCCAGCCCACCCUACCCUCCGCCCACCUGUUGGCCAUGCACAUCCAGCAGCUAGAGACAGGAGGUUUCACCAUGACUAAUGGAGCCCAUAGAUGGAGCAAACUGAGAAACAUCGCCAAGGUGGCAAGCCAGGUGCACGCGUUCCAGGAGAACCCCUACACGUUCAGCCCUGACCCCAAGCUACAGGCCCACCUCAAGCAGAGGAUCGCCCGCUUUAGCGGGGCUGAUGUCUCCAUUUUAGCAGCUGAUAACAGGGCCAACUUCCACCAGAUCCCAGGAGAGAAACACUCACGGAAGAUCCAAGACAAGCUGAGGAGAAUGAAGGCCACAUUCCAGUAGCCAAGUGGAUUCGAACCAGGACCAGACUAAGGAAAAUGGGUCAGGUGGCAGGAGCCCCCUGAGGGCUGCUGGCGGAACCUCAGGCACACUGAGUGCCCUUAGGGAAGGCAGGUUUUUUUUCUUCCCUGAAAGAAGUGCAAAUGGCAAGGGACCAGCCUGAGGCCUUAGGGAAGGCCGAACCAACUCUACCCUAGCCCCAUCCCCAAGGCAGCGUGGACACAGCAUUCAGUGGGCCUGUUUCUGCUAGAAUUUAAAAAUCCAAUUUAAAAAAUGAAAAGGAAAUAGAUUCAGCUCUCCCCAGAGCUUCGGGCCUUCUUAUACCUGGGUUCCCAUUUAUUUAUCAUUGACCCCCUCCAAAACCCAACACAUACCCACAUCUGACUCCAAAAGAGCCCAAACUUAGCUGCUUGCUGACCGGUGUUUUUGUUUCCACUCAGCAAGAAGGACCAAAACUGUCUUUUGCACUCGGCAGCUCCAAGGGUCUGGAACCUUCCACUGGAGCCCAAGAUUUCUAGCAACCUGUCUUGGCCACGUUUAUAAAUCCACCCCACCCUCAGCCUAUCCUGCCAAGUCCCCAGAGAACGGGGAGAAGCAGCCUCUGUCCCAGCUGGGCCUUCUGCCUUAGCUGUUGCCCCUCCCCGUGGCCUGUUGUUGCUCUCCACACACCCACACCCACCCCAGCUUAGAACAGCUGCAGUUGACAGGGAUGCUGGGCAGAAGCUCUGCCCCCUAGAAAAGGGGGAAGAACACUGCGCACUAACAGCAGCACUAAUGCAGGUUCUCCUUCCUGGGACCUCUGGGAGCAAAGCCCCUCUUUACAGUGCUGUGGGCCCCAGAAGCAGCGGCCUACCAGCCUUCAGCAGCUGCGCAUGCGCACACCCAUCCACUGUGUUCCCUUGGCUCUGCACACCACUAGCGCUUUGUUAGACGGACAAAGACGUGAGUCAAACUGCUGCCUUAGUGGUAUCAGACUUCUCGAUUUCUGGAUCCUCAACAACUGGCGCUGGGCUUUGGCUCACUGGGAAGGGGUCGUCUGGCCAGGAGGGCUGGGAGUAAGAUGGACAACAGCAGGUGGGAAAAACUCCCGCUCGGACACCUUAGGCAACAACCCAAGCCCUGCCUGCCACACGACCAAGACUGUUCUGUAUUUUAGAAGUAGGGAUUUUGUAGUGAAGCAGCUAGUGGUAUUUCUAGGAAGCUGUGAUUUGUGACCAAAUGCUGGACUUUUAAUGCUGAGAGGAGUUUCCUCACAUGAAUUUGCUGGAGACGCCAGCCCGUGCUUACACUGGAUGUAAGUGGGACUGAGAGUCCUGGCAUGCAUAUGCAACUUACUGUUUUGGGACUUUUCUAUAAGGAUUAAGUUCUGUUGAUCAACGCCUACGUUUUCAGAUUUUGUAUCUAGUGCAGGAGGUGUCCAGCGCAAACCAGCAUUCCAAUGGUGCUGACUUAUUGCGUGGGGAAAGUGAACAGGCUUUUGGCUUCAGCACUGUUUGCAUGGCGCCCUAAUGUCACAAGGUACAGAUUUCUAAAUAAAGUAAUUUCUACCAAG
Mus caroli (Ryukyu mouse) is the source of this 7268-nucleotide messenger RNA. It is a transcript of the gene Kndc1, whose product is annotated as kinase non-catalytic C-lobe domain containing 1. NCBI's taxonomy places the organism in Eukaryota, Metazoa, Chordata, Mammalia, Rodentia, Muridae. Gene Ontology annotation, molecular function: guanyl-nucleotide exchange factor activity. Gene Ontology annotation, cellular component: dendrite; neuronal cell body; guanyl-nucleotide exchange factor complex. Gene Ontology annotation, biological process: small GTPase-mediated signal transduction; regulation of dendrite morphogenesis. The record is from RefSeq and is a predicted model, not a curated record.